UGUAAUUGCGAUUUGAGAGAGACAAAGAGCCAGCGAGGUUUGGAAAACACAAAGCGUGAAGGAGACCGUAGCAAGUUGGAACAUGAAACCACGCCUCUGUCACUGUCUGUGAUUCUUAUCAUACAUGUCUGCUCGAUUCUCUAAUUUUCCAUCAAAAAGAAAAAAAAACGGAUUCUGGUUAAUGUCUGUGAGUUACCCAGAGGUUGCAGAAGAAGACAAUGAACAGAACGAGAUCGAUAGUGAUCACAACAACAUCAGCAACAAGAAGAGGAAGAAGAAAGAGGAAGAAGCUAAAGGGAAUCAUCAUCGAUUCUUCUUGAUUCCUUUCGUCUCAAAAGCUAAAAGGCGAAUCGUAUCUAAGAUCACAAGGAAACCCUCAUCGCCUUCUUCUUCUUCUUCUGGGUUUUUGAAAAAAGUUUGCUUUUGUGGAAUUGAAACUUCUAAUACCAAUACAUUGGAGUGGUCAUCUUCUUCCAUUCCUGACCGCCCUAAAGGUGAGAACUUUACGCUCAAGAUUCUCUUACAGACCAAUGAUUUCUUCUCCAAGGACUGUAAUCCACAUCUCUCUUUGUAAGUUCAGAUUCCAUUUACUGUAUCAUCAAUCUGUAUAGAUUAUUCAUCAAUACCCACAAGAUUUGUGAGCAUACAACAUAUUGAAAUUUGAUUAUUUUGUUAAUCAGUCUUGUACUAUUUUACCUGUGGGGUCCUUGUUGUCUCACUUCAAUGUUCCAGAUGAUCAUUCUUUAUGUCUCUGACUCUGAUAAAGACUAUUUGUAAGAUCAGGACAUUGAUCAUUAAUUGAAAUCUCUCAGGCGUAUCACACUCAAUCGAGCAUUGA
Messenger RNA from Camelina sativa (false flax), 838 nucleotides. RefSeq lists its product as uncharacterized. Lineage: Eukaryota; Viridiplantae; Streptophyta; Magnoliopsida; Brassicales; Brassicaceae. The record is from RefSeq and is a predicted model, not a curated record.